Molecule: messenger RNA, 1185 nt
Organism: Salarias fasciatus (jewelled blenny)
Lineage: Eukaryota; Metazoa; Chordata; Actinopteri; Blenniiformes; Blenniidae
Product: C-factor
Exons: 6
Coding region: 113-901 (262 amino acids)
Cellular component (GO): cytoplasm
Molecular function (GO): oxidoreductase activity
Source: RefSeq, a predicted model, not a curated record
UGACGGCUGCAGAUUAGCAGAGGGCUUACAAUUAUAUAGCUGGGCAGAACAAAAAGCGCUCAAAACCCCCCAGACUCCAGCCGAAAAACACCCUGAAAAGAAGAAGUCCGCCAUGAGCAGCGCCACGAGCUUCGGGAAGUGCGGCUCGGUGCUGGUGACCGGAGCCAGCCGCGGGCUCGGGCUGCAGAUCGUGGAGACUCUGGCGAGUGGCGGUUUCUCACCCAGGAAAAUCAUCGCCACGACUAGAAACCCUGCAGGAGCGCAGAAACUUCAGGAAUUGACGGAGAAAUAUCCGAACAUCCACAUUGUCCCACUUGACGUGUUGAGCCAGGAGAGCAUCGAGAGCUGCGUGGAGGAAGCGGGCCGGCUGCUGCAGGACGAGGGUCUGAACUGCCUCAUCAACAACGCGGGGAUCAACGUGGUGGCCGACUUCAACACGGUCACUGCCGAGCAGAUGAUAGAAAACUUUCACACCAACGCUGUGGCUCCUCUCAUGAUCACCAAGGCGUUUCUGCCUCUGCUGAAGAAAGCUGCGUCCAGAGGAGGUGCAGGUGGAGGAGGGAUGGGCAUCCAGAGGGCAGCGGUGAUCAACAUGUCCUCUCUGCUGGGCUCAGUGGAGCUCAACUGGGGUGACAGGAGCAACACUUUCAAAUGGUACCCCUACCGGACCUCCAAGAGCGCCCUCAACAUGGUCAGCCGCUGCAUGGCUGUAGAUCUGCAGCCUGAUGGGAUUCUGUGCAUGGCGAUUCACCCCGGCUGGGUCCGCACUGACAUGGGGGGACCGCAGGCGCCGCUCAGCUCGGAGGAGAGCGUCUCUGCCGUCCUGUCUGUGAUCGGCGGACUGACUGAAAAGGAUCAUGGGUCCUUUCUGAACUUCACAGGAGAGCAGCUGCCUUGGUGACCUGAGCGUGACCCCAGUGAGUCUCCAGGAACCUGUAACAGCUCAGUCGCUCCUGCUCACUUUUGCAAAGAGAAACAUCUCAGUGAUGCAGUUUGUUCAGUGUUAAACAAGUAGAGUUAAAAACAGUUAUUCCUGAAGUCUGUAAAAUGUUUGAUAUUCCAAGUUUUAGGCCUGACCAGAGUGUUAUUUACAAAAAGAACCAAAGAUGUUUUUUCCCCUUUGGAUUCAUCUGGUGAAUGUUUGAAAACUCACACACUGUAAGCUGCACUUACCAUUAAAUUCAG